CGCUCAGGUCCCCGCGCCUGGAGUCGGGGGACCGGCAGGCGACGGUGCCCAGGCAGCCUGCCGCAUGGAGCCCCGGGCGGCGGACGGUUGCUUCCUAGGGGACGUGGGUUUCUGGGUGGAGCGCACCCCGGUGCAUGAGGCUGCCCAGAGGGGCGAGAGCCUGCUGCUGCAGCAGCUGAUCGAGAGCGGCGCCUGCGUUAACCAAGUCACCGUGGACUCCAUCACGCCCCUGCACGCCGCCAGUCUGCAGGGCCAGGCGCGGUGCGUGCAGCUCCUGCUGGCAGCUGGCGCCCAGGUGGAUGCCCGCAACAUCGAUGGCAGCACCCCUCUCUGCGAUGCCUGUGCCUCAGGCAGCAUUGAGUGUGUGAAACUCUUGUUGUCCUAUGGGGCAAAGGUCAACCCCCCUCUGUACACAGCAUCCCCACUGCAUGAAGCCUGCAUGAGUGGGAGCUCUGAAUGUGUGAGGCUUCUUAUUGAUGUUGGGGCCAAUCUGGAAGCACAUGAUUGCCAUUUUGGGACCCCUCUGCACGUUGCCUGUGCACGGGAGCAUCUGGACUGUGUCAAAGUACUGCUCAAUGCAGGGGCCAAUGUGAACGCAGCAAAACUUCACGAGACAGCCCUUCAUCACGCAGCCAAGGUGAAGAAUGUCGACCUCAUUGAGAUGCUCGUUGAGUUUGGAGGUAACAUCUAUGCCAGGGACAACCGAGGCAAAAAGCCAUCAGACUACACCUGGAGCAGCAGCGCCCCUGCCAAGUGCUUUGAGUACUAUGAAAAGACACCUCUGACCUUGUCACAGCUCUGCAGGGUGAGCUUGAGGAAGGCUACUGGUGUUCGAGGACUGGAGAAAAUUGCCAAGUUAAACAUCCCUCCCCGGCUCAUCGACUAUCUUUCCUAUAACUGAGCUGCAAGCAGGGUCCUGGCUGGCUGAGGAUUUGACUGGUUGUUGCCUUGCUGUGCCCAGCUUCAGGCCAGAGAGGGUUCUGUUUGUCUGAAAUGCCAUCAUUUGAGUUCCUUUCGGCUGUCCUGUUUGGUCUCCUCUUCUGAAUCCUGGAGAAGACUUCCGAGGUCUCUUAAGACUUGUGUCUUGGGUCACUGUUGUGGGUGAGACCCAGUGUUAUUCCUCUUGAACUGACGCUCUCACUCCAGCAUAGGCCCAGCCAUCCAGUUUUCCUCUUUUUACCAACUCUCCUCAAAGGCACUAUCUGGACAAGUGUCUCAAAGAGCCCAGCAGAAGCCAGCUGGGGCUGGGGAGUCAAGACCCUGCUGUCAAUUUUCAUGUGUCUGGGUAUCAUGUUGCAGAAGCACCAGGUCCUAGUGACCAUGUGGCCUGAGAUGACUGCUCUGCUGACAUCUACCACCUGGACACUCUUUCUGGGGUAGCAGUUGACACUUUCCAAGGCCUACCUGCCCAGGUGUAUCCAUCACUCGGGCUUUAUACGGGUCAUAGUGGGGAAGGCUUAGGCUUUGUAUCCCCACAACAAGCAGUGUUUCUUAAGACAUUUGUCUCUAAAAUUACAUCUUAACUCUUGAAAAGUUUGUGUAGGAUGAAGAACCUUUAGAUGAUAUGUAUAUGCUGUAACACUAAAGAUUUGUAAAUGAGCCAUACAAACAAUGAGUAAUGUGAAGGCUGUUGACUUAUACUUUCACGGGUAGUCAUUUCUAAUGUAAAGGGCUAUUAGAAGACUUUUUCGGGGUUGUUUUUCAUGUUUCUAUAGUUGUCAUAUGAAUUUUUCAUCCAUCCAUUUUUGCUAACUCCUUGAAUCUAUAAAAUCAGUAGGAGAGGGUAGAACCCAGUAGGCAAUAGCAUCCAUUUCUUCAUUCAUUUUCCAGAUUCUUAUAGAAACUCUGUCAUGCCAGGUGUUGGUCCAGGGAUUUGAACUGGAUGGGAGUGAGACUGAUCAGCCAAGGCAUGAAAAGAAAGUGUUUCACAGUCCUUUACUAUAGUCACAGAAAUGAUUCCUUUACAUUAUAGGCCACAAGGUGAAAUAUUAAGUCUUGUAUUCAGACUGUAUACACUCUAUCUUAAUUAAAAACAAAACAAAAUAAAACAUUCAACAGGGAGUUAGAGGAUUUUGCAUAGUCAUCUUCUACUGAGGUGAAGUGAAGAACCACUCCCAUUCCAUUAUAAUCUUAGAUCCAAGUUCUAAAUAAAUGAAUACUUGAAUGUUUCUGCAUGUAAUAAUAGCAACAAUAUUUUUCUUAAAACUGUUGGUUCUGCCACUUUCAUCUUCGUAACAGAAACUUGCAUUUAGCAAUG
Castor canadensis (American beaver) is the source of this 2257-nucleotide messenger RNA. RefSeq names its product ankyrin repeat and SOCS box containing 13 (gene Asb13). Gene Ontology annotation, molecular function: protein binding. Lineage: Eukaryota; Metazoa; Chordata; Mammalia; Rodentia; Castoridae. Gene Ontology annotation, biological process: protein ubiquitination; positive regulation of protein catabolic process; intracellular signal transduction. The record is from RefSeq and is a predicted model, not a curated record.